Chara braunii is the source of this 1960-nucleotide messenger RNA. NCBI's taxonomy places the organism in Eukaryota, Viridiplantae, Streptophyta, Charophyceae, Charales, Characeae. The record is from the annotation of a GenBank genome assembly.
AGCGGCCUAAGGAAGCUCCAUUUGUGGCUCACGAGAGGUAUGGCUGGCGCACUCGGUCGGAGCGGCCUAAGGAAGCUCCAUUUGUGUGUUUGCGGCAAGGUUGGUCCAACUCCUGCGUGACGCGGCCGAGAGGGUCCCGCGCUGCCGCGUCCGGUGCUGGACCGAUGCACCCGACACCGAUAUCGGAGGAAGACCGUAUGAAAAUGUUGAUAGCAAAAUGCUUUGAGGACGGGUUAAUUCCGGAGAAGUUUUGCCACGGAGAAUGGAUAGUGGAAGGGGGAAUUCGUCUUUUUAAAGUGAACCCUGGGCUUGACGCCAUGGUCACUGCCUGGUUAAAAGAAAGAACCGUUAUAGUGAUCUUUCAAGGGGAGGCAAGGGACUUGCCGCUGCGGAUCAGAGAAGACUGGGUAAGGGCGUAUGAGAAUGGCUGGUACAAAGAAAAAGCGUUUGACCGUUCAUUUAGGAGGGGGAAAAUUCACGGAGAAGGCCCGAACGUCCUCUCGUACGUAGUGAAGAGAAGAGAGGUGGCGAGGUGGAUGAUUGCUAAGGGGGAAGAUAAAGUUGAAAUCCGGGGGAUUGAAUAUGCCAUGGUCUUCAAACCUUGGAUGACGAAGGCCGAGUUGGAAGAAAGGCGAAGGGUAGAGGAUGCAACCAAGUUCUGGGUGAUGGCUCUGAGACUGCCGCUUCGGGUGAUGUUCCACAUUGAAAGUAUGGUGGAAUCCUCGAUGGGGCAGAUUGUCAACUCUCUUCCUCUAGAACCAGAUAAGUCAAGACCAAAGCUCAUGAACUUGAAGUUUGAGCUGGUCCGAGAAGCGGAGGAUCGAUUCGAAGAAGAGCUCCCCAUCAAGUUGGACGACGACGAAAUUUACUAUAUUAAAUUCGCCUGUAAGAACACUCCGUGGUGUGAAACGUGCCAAUGGUACUUUCACACAGCGACAGAUGGUUGUCCAAGGAUGGGGGAAAGUCGACCAGAUCAACAAGCAGAACCGGACGUAAGAAGAGGGAACGAAAGAAGAGGGCGAGGAGGCGAACUGAACGGUGAAUUGAACGGGAGCUUCCGUGCGGCAGCCAGAGAUGUGCAACCAAGGAGAGCUUCUUCCCCAGACGCAGGUUCAUCGUCUCACGAAAAUCUUCGGGCUGGAGGAAUUCAACCUACGCCAACAGUAAGGCAACCCAUCGACCCAAAGGGCAAGGAGGUGCAUCAAGAGGAAGGCUUAGGAAGAGAAACCGAUGGAGUAAAGGAAAUCCACCAAGUAUUAUCAGGAGUGGAGCAGGGCAUUCCAGGUGGUUCUCAAGGACCGAGUGUCAGUGGAACGCACGCUGCUUCACCGAGCUAUAUCCGAGGAGGAGUCGAAACACAUCAAGGAGGUGCGGAAGGAUACAAGGAACGCUGGCUUAUGCCACUAGUCUGCACUAUGCAGGGACAAGAGAUCCACAUCAUUGGCGUGGUCAGCAAGGAAGGAAAAAUGGUGUUACCAACCCAGCAGAUUGAUGGAUUGGCGACCCUGGAGGUGAUUAUUCGCAAAGUAAGGGAACUGUUUGCCGAUCGUUUUAACUUCAGGGUCUGCCCUGAUGGACUGAUGCCGAAGCUUGAUGUGGAGCUUCCGAGAGGUAAACGUAUUCGCUACUCCAUCCCUCUUAUCGACGCUCACUUUGAGCAAGAUCAAUGGUUGAAUAUCAGCAGCGUAGGAUUGACGAGUGUCCCAAUUAAUGCGUUUGCUGACCCCUCCCAUGCUAUGCUGUCGCAGAUAGUGGUUGAUCCCGGAAUCCUGACCAUUGCCUUUCAAGAUCUGAGAAAUAAAAUGUCAUCUUGACAAAACUUUUUCUCAGAGCUGUUUGCAAGGAAUCUCAGCGAACCUUGGUCAUAUGGUUCGAAUGCUGUUUGUCAGAUGGCAAUUUCCCCAAACCGCAUCCAUCCUACAGGCGGUCCAUUAGGAGGAAAUGAAUAAAUUAAAAAUAG